Exophiala xenobiotica is the source of this 1725-nucleotide messenger RNA. RefSeq lists its product as uncharacterized. Gene Ontology annotation, cellular component: nucleus. Gene Ontology annotation, biological process: tRNA N1-guanine methylation. The transcript has a single exon. Bases 5 to 1456 code for a protein of 483 amino acids. NCBI's taxonomy places the organism in Eukaryota, Fungi, Ascomycota, Eurotiomycetes, Chaetothyriales, Herpotrichiellaceae. Gene Ontology annotation, molecular function: tRNA binding. The record is from RefSeq and is a predicted model, not a curated record.
CACGAUGGAAGCAGAUGAGCGGCCGACCAAGCUGAGGAAGCUCGAUAAUGGUGAUGAAGUUCACAACAUCGCUUCCGACGCUCAUCUGCCGUCAUACUCGAUUGGAAAUGCUUCAGCGUCCUUCCUGACCGCACCUUCUCACAACAGUAAGCCAGACGAGCAUACUGCUAAUGUCGCAGAUCGAGCGCUACAUGGUGAUGAUGAGGAGGGCGAAUCCGGAGGUGAUGUCGAUAUUGAAGACAUUCCAGAAUCACGACAGCGACAAGAGGAUGGUGUGCCUGCAGAGCCUCUGUCGAAAAGCCAGUUGAAAAAACUCCGGAAGCGUGAAGAGUGGGAAGCAGGUCGAGGUUAUCGCAAGCUGAAGAGGAAAGAGAAGCUACAAGAAAAAAGGGCUAGGAAGAAGGCUGCGAGAGAAGAGGAAGAGCUGCGUGUGGAACAGUUGAAAAAGGACGCUACCGAGCGAGGCGAAGAUCCAGGUACUGUUUCCGCAGAGCUACAGAAGCCGGAGAAGCAGAAAUCCCGCCGGCCAAUUCAGUUGCCUGUCACAAUUAUCAUCGACUGUGGCUUCGACGAGCUGAUGAUGGAGAAAGAGCGGAUCUCACUGGGCUCUCAACUCACACGAUCGUACUCUGAUAAUUACCGUGCACCAUUUCAGGCACAUCUUGUGAUCAGUUCAUGGGGAGGGCUACUGAAGGAGAGAUUCGACACAGUUCUUAAGAAGCACUAUCUGAAUUGGAAGAACGUGACUUUCGAAGAAGGCGACUUCACAGAAGCUGCACGGAACGCGGAGGCAUUCAUGCACGGUCCAAAGGGGGGAAGGCUGGCAGGGUAUUUCGAGGGGUUUGCUGUUGCGAACGGACAUGUUGAGGCAUUGACCACCACAAAUGCGACCGUUCUAAAAACUCCUGCAUCUGCCGCCGAGAUUGAGAAUUCCCAUCAAACUGGAGAUUCCUCCGCAUCUGAAAAGCAUGGCGCCGAGGAAGACCCAGCAUCUGCGCAAAAAGACCUUCCGCCCUCUGAUGCAACCUCUGAACCUGCUGUACACCCGCACAAGGGCGAGAUUGUCUACCUUACCUCCGACUCCCCCGACACCUUGACCGAACUGUCGCCCUAUUCAACCUAUAUUGUGGGCGGGCUUGUGGACAAGAACCGACACAAGGGUAUCUGUUACAAGGUUGCGCAGGAGAAAGGGAUCAAGACCGCAAAGCUUCCGAUCGGAGAAUACAUGGACAUGCAGUCUCGCAAGGUCCUCGCGACGAACCACGUCGUAGAGAUUAUGAUUCGAUGGCUGGAGUAUGGCGACUGGGGAGAGGCUUUCAUGAGAGUCAUCCCAAAGCGAAAAGGCGGCAAGUUGAGGGAGGAGAGCAAGCCAAAGGCCGAUGGCAGUGAUGGUGAGGAGAAUGAUCAUGAGCAGAACGGUAACGAAAUGUCGACAGAACGGGUAGUUGCCUCCUGAGCAAACAGUACGCCUUCCACCCGCCAGGUUUUAACGAUUGGGCAUAUUUGAGGCUUGCGAGCUUAACAUGCCAACACUAAAAUCCCACAAACAAGGCUUUUCGCGAAGUGCCGUCAAACUCCCACCAUCCCCAACGCCAACCAGCUUUAUUUGUUGCUAGACUCAUUCGCACGCCUUCGUAACUCAUCACAUCACAGAGCAGUUUUCGACAGUAGAUCUCAUGGAAUCUAGGUAGCCGGCCUCAGCAUCUGCCUCUUCUUCCCAAGCAC